AUGAACAAUGGUAGCUACAACAAUGAAAGCCUAGAUCAGCGAUUUGCUGGAAUGGGCCUCAACAACUCAUCUGCUCCUCAAGCAUCAAAGUAUGUUCCUCCUCACAUGAGAAAUCGCUCCUCUGGUCCUCGUCCUGAUGGUCCUCGUCCUGAUGGCAAUGCCAACUCUGGUUGGGCAGCCUGGAACAGUGGCGAUCGUGCUCCUCGCAACAGCGGCUGGAACUCUUCUCGUUCCGAUUAUGGUCGUGGUGGUUAUGGUCGUGGUGGCGGCUUUUAUGAACGUGGAUCUUAUGGUGCCGGCAACUAUCGUAAUCGCCGUGAAGAGGGAGGUUAUCAACGCCGUGAUGAAUCCCGUGGUUAUUGGAGAGAUGGUGUCCAUCAUGUCGGUGCCAGCAACCCUCGUGCUGAACGUGAGCUCUUUGGCACUGCCGAUGAUUCAGACCGCCAACAAACUGGUAUCAACUUUGAAAAGUACGAUGACAUUCCUGUUGAAGCAAGUGGUCAUGAUUGCCCUGAAGCAGUGACAGUGUUUGGUCCUCCUCUUGAUGAACAUCUUUUGAGCAACAUUCAGUUGGCCAGAUAUACUACUCCCACCCCUGUGCAAAAGUAUUCCAUCCCUAUCGUCGGUGCUGGUAGAGAUUUGAUGGCAUGUGCUCAAACUGGUUCCGGUAAAACUGGUGGUUUCUUGUUCCCUGUGCUUUCGGAAUUGUUCCUUAAGGGUCCUCUUGAAACACCUCCCGAAGAAGCUAGCCGUGGUUACCGCUCUCGCAAGGCUUAUCCUACUGUGUUGAUUCUUGCUCCUACUCGUGAAUUGGUGUCUCAGAUCUUUGAUGAAGCCAAAAAGUUUGCUUACCGUAGUUGGGUGCGCCCUGCUGUUGUCUAUGGUGGUGCCGACAUUGGUUCCCAAAUCCGUCAAAUCGAACGUGGUUGUGAUUUGCUCGUUGCUACUCCUGGUCGUCUUGUUGAUUUGAUUGAACGUGCCCGUAUCUCUCUUACCAACAUCCGCUACUUGGUCUUGGAUGAAGCUGAUCGCAUGUUGGAUAUGGGUUUCGAGCCCCAAAUCAGACGCAUUGUCGAGAAGGAAGAUAUGCCUGGUGUUCAAGAUCGUGUCACCCUCAUGUUUUCAGCCACUUUCCCUCGCGAUAUCCAGUACCUUGCACGUGAUUUCUUGAAGGAUUACAUCUUCUUGUCCGUUGGUCGUGUUGGUUCUACUUCUGAAAACAUUACCCAAAAGGUUGAAUACGUCGAAGAUGAAGAUAAGCGUUCAGUCUUGCUUGAUAUUUUGCAUUCCACUGAAGUCAACGGCCUUACUCUCAUUUUCGUUGAGACCAAGCGUAUGGCCGAUAUGCUUUCGGAUUACUUGAUUGGCCACAACUUCCCUGCUACUUCUAUUCAUGGUGAUCGCUCGCAACGUGAACGUGAACGUGCUCUUGAUUCAUUCCGUACUGGUCGUACUCCCAUCAUGGUGGCCACUGCUGUUGCUGCUCGUGGUUUGGAUAUCGCCAAUGUGGCUCAUGUUAUCUCAUACGACCUUCCUUCCGAUAUUGAUGAUUAUGUCCACCGUAUUGGUCGUACCGGUCGUGCCGGCAACACCGGUCUCGCUACUGCUUUCUUCAACCGUGGCAACAAGAAUAUCGUGAACGAUCUCAUUGACAUCCUCAAGGAAGCCAACCAAGAAGUCCCUCAAUUCUUGGAAUCCAUCUCACGUGAAACCAGAUCCUAUGGUGGCCGUGGUCGUGGUCGUGGCCGUGGCAACUUUGGUGGCCGUGAUUUCCGCAAGUAUGACAAUGGCGGUGGUUACUCCCGUGGCGGUGGCGGUGGCGGCUAUGGCGGCGAUAGCUUUGGUGGCUACGGUGGUGGCUAUGGCGGUUACAGAUCUGCUGGUGGUGCUUCGAGAGACGUGCCUCUUCAAUAUCAAACCAAGACCAGCUGGUUCUAA
Molecule: messenger RNA, 1938 nt
Organism: Lichtheimia ornata
Lineage: Eukaryota; Fungi; Mucoromycota; Mucoromycetes; Mucorales; Lichtheimiaceae
Exons: 6
Coding region: 1-1938 (645 amino acids)
Cellular component (GO): nucleus
Molecular function (GO): RNA binding; ATP binding; RNA helicase activity
Source: RefSeq, a predicted model, not a curated record